AUGGCACUGUCUCGUGCGAAUACCCUCUACAAGACGUUGAAGCAAAACGGGGUUCUAGCACUUCCGAAAGAUGGCAAAUCCAUUACAUGGUCUCCGGAUCAGCCAUCAGGCGCACCGCCUAGCCUGACCAUCGCCAUUCAAGAUGUGUCGAAUCUUCAAAAGACGCCCGAGACGGCGAAGAAGGCCAUGUUGAAGAUCUUCGCCAAGGGGUCAGCUGAUGCAAAUGCCAUCGAUCACACCUUCACCUUUACCUCUGCCGAGGCUCGUACAGAGAUUGAGGCUAUCACGGAGCGCAUAAGAAAACUAAUCGAUGACUACAAGAAGGAGCAGCUCGCUGCAGCGAAUUCCAGUGGUGGUCAAUCAGCCGCAAUGACCAUUGCCAAUGCCAUUUCUGGCGGUAGAGGUGUUGGACAGCUGUGGGAGGACGAUGACAAGCUCAAGACCGACGUCAAACUUCAGCAAACACUAAUGCAGGAAGAUCCGCAGCUGCAAAGAACAUUCAUGGAGGCGUUGAGCGUCAAACCAGAUUCUAUAACAAAUCUUCAAUUCACACAGCAAUUUUGGGCAUCCAGAGUACAUCUUUUACGAGCCUACGCACUGGCUCAGCAACAGAAUCGUGGAAGAUCCAACGUCUUCUCGGACAUCGGCGCGAUCGGUAGUGGUAAGACUGUCAGUAUUACAAGCGAGCAGAUCCACAUUAUAUUCGAACAAUACCCGUUAGUACGCAGAGUCUACGACGAGCUUGUUCCAAAGUACUACAACGAAGCCGGCUUCUGGAAGCGGUUCUUUCAGAGUCAACUCUAUCUGACACUGCGAGGCAUGAAGACGGAUGACAGGAUCAAUCGCAAGGAUGAGCACAUUGACUCAGAGCAGUAUCUUAAUGCACCAGAGCUUACAGGGCUCCGGCCUACUGGAGUAGAGCUGCACAUCCCCAAGUUCAUCGACCUUGAAGGCAACGAGGAGAAUCACAGUCAGCGACAGGGCAACAAGCCGGAUGUUGAAAAUAACCAAGCUAAUCUGGAAAAGGCCCCUGUGAUCAGGAAGCUGAAUGCGCUCAGCGAAAAGCUCAUGGCGGUGGUGAGGCAGUCAGAGGCCGACGCAUCGGCGCCUAUAGGGCCAAUGGAGGCAGAAUACGAGCAGCUGCGACUGCGAGAUCUUGAGGGCGACCCUGAGCAGCAUCGAAUCGUCCUCAAUAUUCGUGACCAGCGCCGCUUCUUCAGCGACAACCAAGCGACCGAGGGCGACGUCAAUCCGUUCCGUACAGUCGACCCGGCAAAGGCCAUCAACUCGGUACUCAAGGACCUCACAAACGCGUUUCCUCAGCCAGGAGUGGGGUCGAUACCUAUCCCAGAAUUUGAAGACAUAGACAUGGAAGACGACGAAGCACCCAAGGCUUCUGGCGCCAUGCACGCCCACAACCACAUCAUAUCCCUGAUCGAAUCCCAUCGCUCCCUCACAACCGCUGUCCCGGAGCACUCAACACUCCCGGCCGCCAUCUACGAGCGCUUGACCCUCACGCACGCCACCUCGAUCGAGUUCCUGCGGCAAUUUUGGUCCGCCUUCCUGUCCGGCGACUCCAGCCGCGCCAACGAAAUCACCGCUUUGGUCGACAGCCUGAUUCGGGCGACGGAGCGCAUCAACGCCAUCGCCGAGGACGCACAGGCGAGGAGAAGCGCGCAGAUAAAGCAUUUUGAAGAUGAGGCCAAGCAGAAGGCCCGGCUGACCGGCUCGAGACCUCAAAAGGUAAACUACGAGAAGUUGCAGGGCGGAGGCGAUGUUGUGCGGGACCUGAUGCAGCCGAUUCUGGCGAGCUUGUCCAAGGCGGAGCAAGCGUAUCGAAAGGCGUAUGCGGAACAGUCGAAAGAAGCGGCGGGAGAUGAGGGUACGCCGCAGCCGGCGUAG
Messenger RNA from Cyphellophora europaea CBS 101466, 1902 nucleotides. RefSeq lists its product as uncharacterized. Gene Ontology annotation, cellular component: transcription factor TFIIH holo complex; transcription factor TFIIH core complex. Gene Ontology annotation, biological process: nucleotide-excision repair; transcription by RNA polymerase II; transcription by RNA polymerase I. The record is from RefSeq and is a predicted model, not a curated record. The transcript has a single exon. NCBI's taxonomy places the organism in Eukaryota, Fungi, Ascomycota, Eurotiomycetes, Chaetothyriales, Cyphellophoraceae. The coding region runs from base 1 to 1902 and encodes 633 amino acids.